AUGUCUAAAUAAAAUACUCCAUAAAAACUAAAUGGAUAAUCUCCUUGUAAAAAGAUGAAACUGAAUGACUCUGACGCUUUAGUCUAAUUAAAACAAUACACCACAGUAGUUGCUGAUACAGGAGACUUUAAAGAAAUAGCUUAAUACAGCCCUGAAGAUGCCACAACAAACCCUUCUUUAAUUCUCUAAGCUGCAAACAAGCCUGAAUACGAGAAAUUAAUAGACGACGCCAUAAACUGGAGUAAAUAAAACUAUAAUAGAUUUUUUGCUCCCGCCUAAGCUCGUAGUUCUAUAAGAAAAGGAAAAAAAAAAGAAGAAACGAAAGGAAACGAAUAAGCCGAAGAAUUUGAUUUCGGAAAACUUUCAGUUGAAAAACAAGGCUAGUUUUUAUCUUUUGUCGCUGAUGUUGUUUGUGUUAAUUUUGGAAAGGAAAUUCUUAAAUUAGUUCCUGGAGUUGUUUCUACAGAAGUUGAUGCAAGGCUUUCUUUUGACAAACAAGGAAAUAUUAAUAGGGCUAAAAAUAUCAUUAAAUUGUAUGAAGAAUUCGGAAUUUCAAAAGAUAGGAUUUUAAUUAAAAUUGCCUCCACUUGGGAAGGUAUUAAAGCUGCAGAAGCCUUAAGAAAAGAUAAAAUUAAAUGCAAUUUGACUUUACUUUUUUCUUUUGCUUAAGCUGUCGCUUGUGCUGAAGCUUAAGUCGCUUUGAUAUCUCCUUUUGUUGGAAGAAUCUUAGAUUGGCAUAGAAGUAAAAAUCCUGACUAAAACUUUAGUGAUGAAAGAGAUCCGGGAGUUAUUAGUGUAUAGAAAAUAUACAAUUACUACAAAAAAUUUGAUUAUAAGACUAUUGUUAUGGUAAAAAUUUAUGUUUUUUGUUUUUUUUUAAAUAACAAAAAAGGGGGCUUCUUUUAGAAACACUAGUGA
Ichthyophthirius multifiliis is the source of this 918-nucleotide messenger RNA. RefSeq lists its product as hypothetical. Gene Ontology annotation, molecular function: transaldolase activity. Gene Ontology annotation, biological process: pentose-phosphate shunt, non-oxidative branch; carbohydrate metabolic process; pentose-phosphate shunt. Gene Ontology annotation, cellular component: intracellular anatomical structure; cytoplasm. The record is from RefSeq and is a predicted model, not a curated record. NCBI's taxonomy places the organism in Eukaryota, Ciliophora, Oligohymenophorea, Hymenostomatida. The transcript is spliced from 3 exons.